Messenger RNA from Myiozetetes cayanensis, 3621 nucleotides. It is a transcript of the gene DNAJC18, whose product is annotated as DnaJ heat shock protein family (Hsp40) member C18. Gene Ontology annotation, molecular function: Hsp70 protein binding. Gene Ontology annotation, biological process: cellular response to misfolded protein. NCBI's taxonomy places the organism in Eukaryota, Metazoa, Chordata, Aves, Passeriformes, Tyrannidae. The coding region runs from base 79 to 969 and encodes 296 amino acids. The record is from RefSeq and is a predicted model, not a curated record. The transcript has 7 exons. Gene Ontology annotation, cellular component: endoplasmic reticulum membrane.
CCCAGGGGGGCCGCUCCCGGCAGCCCCCGCGCACAAGAUGGCGGCGCGGGGCGGCGGGCGGUGAGGGGGGCGGGCAGGAUGACCUACACGGCCGAGCAGCUGGACGGGGUGCGGCGGAUCAAGCGGUGCCGGGACUACUACGAGAUCCUGGGCGUGGGCCGGGACGCCGGCGAGGAGGAGCUGAAGCGCGCGUACCGCAGGCUCGCCCUCAAGUUCCACCCCGACAAGAACCGAGCGCCCGGGGCCACCGAGGCCUUCAAAGCAAUAGGCAAUGCUUUUGCAGUUCUGAGCAACCCUGAAAAGAGACUGCGAUACGAUGAGCUGGGGAGCGACCAAGAGCACAUCAGCACCGGCCAGGCCAGGCACUACAAUUACUACACAGAGUUUGAAGCAGACAUCACACCAGAAGAAAUAUUCAAUGUGUUUUUUGGUGGGCACUUUCCUACAGGAAAUAUCCAUAUGUUCUCAAAUGUAGCCAGAGAUGCACACUAUUACCCACGGAGGCACCGCACCGAGAGGGCAUGGACGCAGGAGCAGGAGGAGGAAGACAACAGGCCACAGAAUUCUUAUUCUGCAUUUAUCCAGUUGAUGCCAGUUUUCAUCAUCAUAGUAGUGUCAGUGAUAACCCAGCUGAUGGCCACCAACCCUCCCUACAGCUUAUUCUACAAGUCGUCCAUCGGCCACGUCAUUAUCAGAGAAACAGAGAACUUGCAGGUGCCUUACUAUGUCGAUAGAAACUUUGAGAAGAAUUAUCAAGGAGCAGAACUCCAAGAGCUGGAGAAGACAGUUGAAAAGGAUUACAUAGACUAUAUUCAGACCAGCUGCUGGAAGGAGAAACAGCAGAAGUCUGACUUGUCCAAUUUGGCCAAGCUCUACAGAGAUGAGAGGUUAAAACAGAAAGCAGAAUCCCUGAAACUUGAGCACUGUGAGAAGCUCUCCAGUCUGAUUGGGAUGCACAAAGGGGGCUGAGCAGGAUGCACACCUUCCAUAGUUUUAUUUAUUGCUGUUUUAAGUUAUGUUUUUAUUUUCCUUUGUAUAAAAAGGGAAGGAGUCUUUUGUAAGGAGUGGAUAUUGGAGUCCUUCUGCACGUAGUGCAGAGAAGGGCCAGCACGAGCUGCAGAGCUGCUGUUUGCUGUAAUAUAUCCUGUACAUUAGAUUCAGUUCCAGGGACCAGUGGCACUUUGUACCUUCAUUCGAGGGAGAUGCUCUUAGUUGGGAACCCCUCUGCGUCGGUGGUUUGUGUGCCAUCCAAACUGUGUGUGUUUCCCAGGAGAGCAGGCUUGGCUUUCCCUGUUUCCUGUGGAGCUGCAGUGCAGUGGAUCCCGUGGACAGUGUUGUGCACAGUGCUGGGUGUAGUUCCAGUGUCCUGUGCAGGGCAGGAGGGACAGGUACGUGCCCCAGGUGAGCACCUGAGCUCUCUCCAGCUCUGCCUCUUCCAAGGGACUGGACCCUGUGCUGCUCCAAGGGGUCCGUGCCUGCCCUGCUCCGUGUGACACCACCACGACCCAGAAGAUGGGAGCGUGAACUGCACCAAUUGCAGUGGCUGCAAAACUGUAAGGAAAGAAGCACCAUGUUGAUUUUCUCAUCUGUUUUCAGUGGCAUAUUUUGAAGCUGGCUGUUCCAUUCUGACUCGGAUCUGCACACUCUUCUCCAGCUGCUCCAGGGGCCCUGCUUUUCCUGGUACAGUUCUCAUGUAGCAUAUUUUGACUCUGCUGAGCAGUUAUGAAUGUUCCACUGUAGACAUCAGUAUUGCAAAGAAAAAGAUCCAUGUGGUAGUGUCCUGUUUUUUCUUGAUCCUCCUUUCCAAAGUCAGGCCUUGAGGAGCAGGUUGAGGCUGGUUGUACCCGUGAGCAACAGAGACCAGUGUUACUGCAGCUGAGCUCCAGUUUCUCUGGUGGGUGCCACGGGUGUGUGCCAGGCAUGGAAUGACCUGUUCUUCCAGGGUGGGGGGCUGGGGGCAGCCAGGGCACAGCACUGCUCCCCUCUGACCUUGGAAUGGGUGUCAGCGAGACCUGAGCAAGGCUCUGGGGUGGCCCCAUUCCUAAAACCUGCUACAGGAUGCACAGAUGGCUUUGCCUGAAACCUAGGGAGCAAAGUGCUCCAAAGUUUGGGAAAUGCCAGGAUUAAACCUGUCUUUAAAGCUUAGACUUCAGGUGUCAAUGUGCCUGGUGGAGCAGUGUUGUCCACGUGCUCUGCUGAGGGGCCCUGGGGGCUGGGACUUGGACUGGCACUGUGGGUACCACAGAGUGUCCCCUCCGUGUCCCUGUCCUGUUAACACAGCAGGGGGAGGUUGGGCAGCAAACAAGUUUGGAGGAAAAGAAGCUUUUCUGGGGCCUGCACUGGAAUUUGGGGUUUCUGUCAGGGAUUUGAGGCUUGGUGCUCCUGCACACGAGCCAGACACAUUCCAGAUGUGAUGAGAACAUUCCAAGUAAGGCAAUAGUGCUACUGUGGGGUGGUGGUGUGUCAAAAAUGGGAAAAACCCAACAAAGUAACUCUUUAAAUUACGUAUUAACAUUUGUAUCCUGUUUGUAGGAAACCUCACAGGAGCAGGUGGGAAAGUUGAGCUGUUUGUUGGGCACCUGGGCUGGGAAGAGCACCAGUGCAAAGGGCAUUUUGAGUGGGUUGGUGCCAGCCUGCAAAGGUUCGUUAUUCCAGGAUGGUGGCUGGAUUGAUUAUUAAGGGUUGAUUAUUCCAGAAUGGGGGCUGGAUUGAUUAUUAAGGGUUGAUUAUUCCAGAAUGGGGGCUGGAUUGAUUAUUAAGGGUUGAUUAUUCCAGGAUGGUGGCUGGAUUGAUUAUUAAAGGUUGAUUAUUCCAGGAUGGGGGCUGGCAGAGCAGGCAGUCUUAGUUCUGGUAUUUCCCACCUUUCAGCAUGAGUGUGUACAGAAAGCAAAAUUAAUGUUGCUUUUUAUCUAUUAAAUAGCUUGUAGAAUAUAUUAGACAUCUGUUCAAGUGGUUGGACCUGGUUCUAGGGUUGGUAUCUUCCCAGACCUUCCUGUGGGAGUCCCAGGGCUAUAGAGGGAUACAGGUGGGGAGACCAAACAAGGGACUUCCCUGGACCUGCCGUGUCCUGAUGGAGCUUGAACUCAUACACAGCAUUUUGCACUGGAACCAGAUCACACCGUUCCAUCCAGAGAUCUCCAAGGACUUGAUGGAGUUGGGGACCUCCUGUGGGAAGCACAGUCAUACAGAGUCUUCUCUGGAAUUAGGAAGGGGGCUGGAAUGGAGCAGGAGGUGAGACUGGGAGGUAAAAUAAUUUCCCAAAGCAAUAAGAGUUGUUUGUUCAUAGCGGGGGUGUCAGGUGCUGUGUGUGCUGGGAGGGGUGUGUGGCUCGGGGUGUCUGUGACAAACGGGACAAGCCGUGUCUGUACAGCACAGGCAUCCUGCUCCACAGGGAAAAGGAGAGUCCUCGCUGGAGCCUUUGGGUGGAAAUGUAUCCCUGCCCUUCUCCAGAGGUGCUCGGGCUCCGUGUUUCUGGGUCAGAGUAAGAGAGGGAAAGGUGUUCCUGAGUAGGAGGGUGGCUCGGAGCGGGGGUGCCCCUGUUCCCCGGGAACACCGAGCACUGGGAAAUGCUCUGUGUGUGUGGAUGUAUUUGGAGUUUUUAAAUUAAAGACGUGACAUCUC